UAAUGCAAGAAUUUUUAUCAUUAAAAAAACUCAUUGAACAAAAAAAAUCAUAAGAAGGCAAUUUUGCAACAAUUUAAGAAUAAAAAGUAAAGGUUUAAUAAGAAAGAUAAAAAUUAUAAUAGGAUUAAAGAGAAAGAGAAAGAGAAAAGGUAUUUCUUUAAUUUUUAUUCAUAAUUAGCAUGAAAAAUUAGUAAAGAAACUCAAAUUGUAAGAUGAAUAUUACAAAACUAAGGAUAUUGAAAAGAUUAUAAUAAAAAGAUUAGAUUAAUAAUGUAUUAACUCAGAGAAGGAUAAAAUUUAAUAAGAUGAAAUUUAAAUACCUUAAGAUCUCCCUCCCAUUGAAAAAAAAGAAGUUCAAAAGAGACUAAGAGAUUUAGGAGAACCAAUUACUUAUUAUGGUGAGAGUGAUUGGUAAAGAUACAAGAGAUUAAUGGAAUUUGUUUAAGAAAAAAAAGAAAAUAAUCAAAAGGAAUUAGAAAUCAAAAUUUUAGAAGGAGAAGAUAAAGAGGAAAUAAAGAUGUUUCUUAAUAAGAUUAAAGAGAGAAAUUUAGAUCCAAGUACUGCACUUGUUCCUGUAUUUCAAUGUAAAGGAAAGGAGGAGAUUGAAUAACAAUUAUGGGAUGGAGUAUCACUUUUGACAAGAUGUGAAGAUGUUUAUAUGUGGUGUAAGAAAAUGUUGAGAGAAUGGAACAUUAAAUUAUUGGAUAAAUUUAAUACAGAGACUCUAAAAAGGAGUUUAGAAGGAUCUCAAGCAUUUAAUUCAUAUAAAUAAACUCUUGAUUACAUUAAACCUCUUACAGAGUAAUUACAUAAAGCAAAAAUGGUUCAGUCAAUUAAUGAAGAAAUUUUGAAUGCAUUGUAUCUUAUAAUUCGAUUUUGUGUUUAUAAAGAGUAUGUGAGAGCAUAUGAUAAAUAUUUGGAAUUAGCAAUUGGAAAUGCUCCAUGGCGUAAUAAUAUAUUAUAAUAUAUUAGCUAUGGGUGUAACUAUGGUUGGUAUACAUGAAAGGACUGGAAGAUCAAAGAUUUCAAGUUCACAAAUAGCUCACAUCUUAAAUGAUGAAACUUAGAGAAAAUAUAUAUAAGCAAUAAAGAGAUUGAUUACAGUUUCAUAAGUAUCAUAUCCAAGUAGUGACCGUAGCAAAAUGGUCGAUUUCAGAACAGAAUAUACUUGGUGA
Messenger RNA from Paramecium pentaurelia, 1175 nucleotides. Lineage: Eukaryota; Ciliophora; Oligohymenophorea; Peniculida; Parameciidae. The record is from the annotation of a GenBank genome assembly.